AAGUCACAAUGGAUGAUAGUAAAACAGGCAAAGAACUGGACCCGUCCCUCUUACCCAUAGAACAAGUGUUCAUUGGCGAAGAUGACGUCAGCGACCUCAGAGACGUAGUCGACGCUAUCAACAAGUUGUGCGAAACGAUGAAGACUUCUUACGACGAAUACGAAGACUGUGAAGAUGUGCAGGAUACAGAAAAUCUUAACGCUGAAUUGGAUCCAAGUACAACUAUAGUCGAGGACGUUAUAGCGGAAUAUUGGAGUGAGAUGGAAUUAGAAGUGUCGUCUCCAGAACAUGUAAUGGCUAAACCUGUGCCGCGAAAAGUAGAAACGUGUAUAGACACGAGUUAUACAGCUGCCGAACCCGUUUUUUCGUCUCCAGAAGUAGUAGCUGAACCUGUAAUAUUUGAGACGUGUAAAAGAGAUAGGCUGAGAGAUACCGUUGCAGAAGUAAUACCAACUCCAGAACAGGCUGUUGAACCGAUACCACAAAGUGUAGAGGAAUAUAAAGACAGUUGGAGUGAAACAGUCGUUGAACCGGUGAUGAUAGCUUCAGAACCGAUAUUCGAAAAAGUUAGAAGUUAUAAAUCGGAGAGAAGCGAUACAAUCGAACCUGAGAAGCCAGCGGCAGCUAAAACAGACAUGGAACUUUUUAGACCUAUUGUCACAGAGAAAUUUGAAGAGGUCACUUCGGAUGUAGAAACAGUUCAGUGUGAGCCAAUGAGUGAAAUGUACUAUACUGCGUCGUCAGAAGUGAGUUUACUUUCGGAUGUAGAUUUCCAAGAGAAAGCUCAUACUGAGGAUUCUGAUAAGGAAAAGGAUGAUAGGACUGGUGUGAUGGCAGGCCACGUCGCUGCGAUGCGGGAGAGGUUCGAGAGUAUGACGAGAACAAACACGCCUUGUCCCGAUCUAAUGAGGUCCAUGUCGCCUUCUUUCGAAGUAUUUAGAAAUUUUAGCUCCUCUCCGGAUCCAUUAGAAUAAAAUAAUAUUAGACCGAUUCGAUUAAAUACACGACUGCCCCAAACAAGGAGUUAGUUUUCAGGCUUCAUGUAGGUAUGUGAGUUUCUUUAUUCCAUCACUAGAGGAUGCCCGCGGCUUCGCCCGCGUGGAUAUCGGUUUUUUAAAAUCCCGCACGAACUCUUUGAUUUUCCGGGAUAAGGUUCAGCGGUUGGGCCGUGAAAACGUAGCAGACAGACAGACACACUUUCGCAUUUAUAAUAUUAGUAUGGAUAAUUUCAUCAAAAAUCCAUACUAAUAUUCUUUCGAAUACGUUAGAAUCAUUCUGAUCCUUAGAGACUGACUGGCUAGUAUUAAAAAAAACAAUAUGGCGGUUAUACGGUGUUAUUUUCAAAUGUGAUUUUUUAAAAUUUUUAUAUCGUUUUAUGGCAAGGCAGUCGUGUUUUUAAUUACUUGUUUAUAUUAAUAUUUAAUAAGAGCAUCUACAGACAUGCCAACUUACUAUCGAAUUCAAAAAUGCACGAACAUCUUGCGAAACUAACAACACCAAGAAACUGACGAUUUUUAGUAACUAUUUCAUCGGCAGUAGAUUUUUGCAAACGUUUGUAGGACAGAGUCUGGUACCAACAAACAUGUAGGCACAUCUGCAGAUGGCUAGUGGACAAAUUAACAGGGCUCUCUCCGUCACUUACUCCAUACAAUCGUAGUCCCAAUUUCAUUUGAAUAUCAAGCAACCAAAGUCCAUGAAAUUUUGCAGACAUAUAUUCUAGAAACUAAUA
Messenger RNA from Maniola jurtina (meadow brown), 1729 nucleotides. RefSeq lists its product as uncharacterized. Lineage: Eukaryota; Metazoa; Arthropoda; Insecta; Lepidoptera; Nymphalidae. The coding region runs from base 9 to 974 and encodes 321 amino acids. The transcript has a single exon. The record is from RefSeq and is a predicted model, not a curated record.